Messenger RNA from Caenorhabditis auriculariae, 3533 nucleotides. Lineage: Eukaryota; Metazoa; Nematoda; Chromadorea; Rhabditida; Rhabditidae. The record is from the annotation of a GenBank genome assembly.
AUGAAGGCCGUCGUGCUGCUCUUUUUAAUGAUGAUGACGAUUUGCCUGACUACCGUUUCUUCAGCGCCCCAAUUUGUGAGUUCUUUUGUCUUUUUUCUUGUAUUCCACUACUUUUAGAAAAUCCAGAAGUUCUAAAAAACAUUCCCCAUACUUCCAACUGUCAUUUUUCAGAUUACACUUUUUCUCCUAACGUUCAAAGUAUACAAUACGAUAAUUGUCUCUGAUAAUUGUUAGCCUCAAGAAGUUCCUUCCUGUUCGAUUGAGAGAAAAAAGCUUCUUUCCUGUCCAAAAUUACUGGUUUCGAAUCUCCUUGAGAGGAAUUUCGACGUCUUGAGGCUCUUCAGAUUGAUUGCUUCACUAGUAUAGUGCCUUUGAACGGCGAAAAGUGCUCGGAAGUGCGAAAAUUGGCUUGAAAUAGCAUGUUACUGAAGAUUUUGUUUUGCUUGGUUGAUAUUGGCAAAAAAUUUUUGAGGGGAUUGAACCUGAGAGUACAUACCGCUCUUUUUUUUUUUGAAAUUUUGCGAUUUUAGUUAAAAAUAAUCAUUCUUAAUUUACGGGAGCGCUUUAGAGCUUGAAUAAAAAAUGGCAAAAAAAUUCAAAGGCCGAGCGGGGUUGAACCUGCAUCCCUAACUUUAUAUGAAAAAUUUUUGCCUCUUACUCAUGGCUCAGAAAAAACUAAAUUUUGAGCUGAAAUAAAAUAUUUUUGCUCGGGCAAAGUCGGAAGGGUGAAUGAUGGCCGCUAAAUGGGAGAGGCUCAAAAAAGGCUGCAGAAAGGCCUCAGAAAGGCUGCAAAAAGGCAGCAAAAAGGGUCCCUUUAUCGAGCCUUCCAUUUUUUCUAGAGACAAGAAAUAAUGGGAAAAGGGAGAGGCAGCAAAAAUGGUGCAUAAUAGCCGAUAAAAUGGCGCAAAAAGGCAGCAAAAAGGAGCCUUUUUUCCGUUAUUUUCGACUUUGCCUAGUGUCUACGAUCUGGAAGAAAGAUUAGAAAAUAAAAAACCGAAUUUUUUUUUCCAGUGUUUUCCCCGGUUUGAGGUUGAAAUGGUAAUCUCAUAUUAUGCGGAUGCAAUUUAACCGAAAACCAGCCGUUCUUUUGAUAAAUUCAAUUGAUAGUAAUCCCUAGAAAGAGAAUGAAAAAAUCCUAUUAUUCUUGCUAUUUUUCUGCUUUUUGAUAGUUUAUCCAGCUCAUUGAUACCUCGUAAACACAAACAACACGUUGGUUUUUCAAAUAAUUGGAAACGCGUCGAAAUUCCGUUCGGAAAUAGUUCAACUUCCUGUUUGCGUAACUUUUACGUCGAUUUUGUAACAAUAUUGAGGAAAAAUAGCUAUUUUUAGAUACGUAGGCGUCCAGAAAUAGAAUAUUACUCUUUUUUUGAAGUAAAUAUUUUCUCUGGAUUUUUUUAAAAAAAGAUUCAGAAAAAGUUUUUUUCUUGAAAAAAAUAUUUUGAGAUUUUUGUAAUUUUUUUCUAUGCUCUCCGAGAGACUUAAGAAUCGUAUGUUUCCAUAUAAGACACAAAAAUUCAAUUUUUCGAUACGUUUCUGGACUAUAGAAAAAUUAUUUUAGUACCAGGGGCUAUGUUUGAGGUCGCAGGUUCAAUCCCGCUCAGCGAAGAAAUUUUUUUCGCCAUUUUUCUCUGCUGCUGAAAGCUCUCCUAGUAAUUUGAGAAUCGUAUUUUUUUCAAAUAAAACCCAAAAAUUUGAUUUUUCGAUGCUUUUCUGGACUUUAGAAGCUGUAUCAGGUGAUGUGUUCGAGGUCGCAGGUUCAAUCCCGCUCGGCGUGAAAACUUUUUUGCCAUUAUUCUUUGGUGUUCAAAAGCGUUCUAGUAACUUGAAUACCACUGCUUUUUACCUGGAAUUUCAAAAAUUUUGGGUUUUAGGCAUUUUCAAAGGUUUAUUUAUUGUAAUAUAAAAUGUCAUAAGUCUGAUUUUUUUAAUGUCUCUUGGCCUUUAAAAAAUUUUUUUUUGCUUAGCAAAAAUUCUUCUUAAGGUCUCUUAUAAUACUGGACGGAACUUCUAGGUUUUCUCAAAGUUCGAAAAAAUUUUCCAAGAAAGAUGACUCCUGCCAAUUUCCCACUGUUUCAGUGUCUGGGAAAACACUUAUUUCUAUUUUUUUUUGCAGACAUUUCUCAUAUUACUCACAAGCCGUCCAAAAAAUCGGAUUUUCGUAGCUUGACCUAACAAAAGCCAAAAAACCAAGAAUUGCAGCUGAAAAAUUGCUUUCGUAGCGCAAAAAUGUCGAGAUUUUUGGCAGGUGAAAAGAUUUCUCGAAAAAUGUCUCGGAAAAAAUUUCAUUCUUUUUUAAAUUCCAUGCACUUUCAUCCAGGAAAAGAAAAACGGCUUCCUUGAUGUUUAAUUCAUACGAUACGAGGGAAGUUAGGGAAAUGACGCUUUUUUUGGCAUAUUUUCAAAAACAUGUUCCUUUUUAAUGACUAUUUUUCGGAGCCUUGUUUUGAGAGAAAUUAAAUUGGGCGGAGGUGCUGCAAGUUUUCUUAUUUCAUUUAUUUUUUUACUUUUCACCGUUUUUUUCAUUAAUUUCUGGUCGAAAAGAGGCUUGAAUUUUAGCGUCAGAGGAGUUUUUUGACAUUCGAAAGGUCAAGGGAUCGAUUCCGGAUCGUUUUUUGCAACCGUUACAUUUCAAUUUUUCGUCAAAGUUUCAUUUUUACUUCCUAAAAAGCUUCGAUAUCCAAUUUAUUAUUCUAUGGAAAGUUCCGGAAGUUUUGAAAGUUUCAAAAUACCCUGAUUUUGGAUCGGAAUUCGACAGCUGCAAAAAAUUUAUUUUUGGUUUUCUUAUUCUGUGAUGAAAAUUCCCCCGUCGGUCUCGAUUUUUGGAGUUUUGAUCUACGGGAAAAUCAAAGCUUUUUGAAAAUGUUCUAGUUUGCCACGUGAUGAGGAAACACUACAGAAACGUUGAAACCUCUAUUUUUUGCACAUAAUCGUAAAGAAACUUUUUUUUUUGAAUUUUACCUUAAGCUACUAUGAUUGAACUAUAAACGUUUUCUUCGAUGAAACUUCACCCAGUAUGAUCGUCUGUCAUCAGAAAUGCGGACGCUAUUUUUUGAGCCAUUCCCUCUCACUCUAGCCUGGUUACGGUAGGCACCUGCGUAUCUAAGGAAAUAUGAGUUUUCACUAGUCAUGAUGUAUUUCUAUCGAUAGGUAAUGCAAUUUAGAGAGUUUUUACAGUACAUGACAUUAGGGGUUACUGUGGAAAUAUUUUGAGUUACGGUACUUUUUGUUCCUGUGGAGCCAGUUGAGCUUGAGAUUCAUUCUUUUGGGCUGAAUUCUAAUAUUUAUUUUUCCAAAAAACCCCUGAGAACUAAAUCAGUUAAUCCUGUUGCCUUGUGAGUUUUUAGUUGCCUCAUUGACCAACGACGGAGUUUCAGAUCAAGAUCAAGAAGGAGGACGAGACGUCCGAAUGGCGAGUGCCACAGCAAGGCGAGCUCCAGAACCUUCUGAGCGCCCUGCUCCGCGGCGCCAGCGAGACCAACGAGUCCAGCCAACUCCGGCGUCAGAUCUUCUCCCGGAAAUUUUGGAAGCGAUGA